Messenger RNA from Pygoscelis adeliae (Adelie penguin), 8137 nucleotides. It is a transcript of the gene IL6ST, whose product is annotated as interleukin 6 signal transducer. The transcript is spliced from 15 exons. Gene Ontology annotation, cellular component: membrane; signaling receptor complex; external side of plasma membrane. Lineage: Eukaryota; Metazoa; Chordata; Aves; Sphenisciformes; Spheniscidae. Gene Ontology annotation, molecular function: cytokine receptor activity; cytokine binding. Gene Ontology annotation, biological process: cytokine-mediated signaling pathway. The record is from RefSeq and is a predicted model, not a curated record. The coding region runs from base 12 to 2768 and encodes 918 amino acids.
UUCUGUGCAGCAUGUUUUCUGCGUGGAACUGGGUGGCCCGUGGCUUAUAUCUGCUCUUGAAUAUUUGUUUUCUUGAAGUUUCAGGUGGACUCGUACAAUCAUGUGGUCACAUCAUCCCAGAGUCUCCUGUAUUGGCCCUUGGUUCCAAUUUCACAGCAUUAUGCAUUUUGAAUGAGAGUUGUCUUGACUUUGGCAAUAUCUAUGCUAAUCAAAUUAUCUGGAAAAUUAAAAACAGAGUGGUACCUAAAGAACAGUAUCGUGAAAUAAACAGAACAGUUUCCAGUGUCACAUUUAAUGACACUUCUUCACUAGCUACUCCUCUGACAUGCAAUAUUUUAGCAGAUGGACAGAUUGAGCAGAACAUUUAUGGAAUUACAGUUACAAUAGGCUUGCCCCCAGAGAAGCCCAAGGACUUAAGUUGCAUUGUGCAUCAGGUGUCAAAACUCACAUAUCCUAUGACUUGUACCUGGAACCCUGGAAGGCAUACGUUCCUGGACACUCACUUUAGGUUGAAAUACAGGUGGCCACAAGAGAACUUUCCUGACUGUAUACCAAAAGAUGUAAACAAUUCUUGUACAAUUACUGAUGUUCAGUUCUUUGUUAACCUGGAGGUCUGGGUAGAAGCAGCAAAUGCUCUUGGGAAGGCUGAAUCUGAUCCUCUUGUUCUUGAUCCCAUUGAGAUUGUUAAACCUCUGUCUCCACACAAUUUGUCGGUCAACUCGGGAAUACUACCUACUGUUCUGAAGCUUUCCUGGGAGAAUCGGAUUUCAGCAGCUGUGAUGAAGCUGAAAUUCAAUAUUCGCUAUCGGAUCAUUGGUGACACAAACUGGAUGCAGGUUCCUCCUGAAGAUACAGCUUCACCAAGAACUUCAUUCAGCGUUCAAGGGCUCAGACCCUACACAGAGUAUGUCUUUUCAAUUCGUUGCAUGAAGGAAGAUGGAGUGGGCUACUGGAGUGACUGGAGUGAAGAGAAAACUGGGGUCACCACUGAAGAUAAACCAUCUAAAGGACCACCCAUAUGGAGGAUCAUUGAUGCAUCUCGCUCACCAGCUUCCUGGACUGUGCAUCUGAUGUGGAAGGCAUUGGAGCCAUUUGAAGCCAAUGGAGUAAUCCUGCAGUAUGAAGUGACUGUCAGAGCUAAAUCAUCUGUCUCCAGUCCACCAGAGAAAUACAGUGUUAAUACCACCAACCUUACAUUAAAGCUGCCAAAUGGAACUUACGAAGUGACUGUGAUUGCCCGUAACAGAGUUGGGGCAUCCCCUCCCUCAGUUUUACUUAUCCCAGCAAGUAAUUUGAAAGCUCCUGUGAAGAAUGUUAGAACGCUACCUAAAGAUGGCAAGUUGUGGGUAGGGUGGACUGCUCCUAACAGUUAUGUUCUUAAAUAUGUGAUUGAAUGGUGUCUAGUGUCCAACAGCUCAGACUGCAUCACAGAAUGGCAGAACGAACCAGGAAGUGUUCAAGGAACAUACUUAAAAGGUGAUAUAAAGCCAUUCAAGUGUUACUUGAUAACUGUGUACCCUCUAUAUGCUGAUGGUCAGGGAAGUGGACAGUCUGUGAAGGCUUUGCUUCAGCAGGGUCCUUCAAAAGGACCAACUGUUCAGACAAAAAAAGUAGGAAAAGCUGAAGCUGUUCUGACAUGGAACCAUCUCACAGUGGAUGAACAAAAUGGGUUUAUCAGAAGUUACACCAUAUUUUACAAAACUAUCGAUGGAAAUGAAACAGCUGUGACAGUGGAUCCUUCGAAGACAGAGUAUACACUUUCGUCUCUAACCAGUGACACACUGUACACUGUGCGGAUGAUGGCAUACACAGAUGAAGGAGGCAGGAGUGGUCCUGAUUUCACAUUUACUACACAAAAAUUUGGGAAGGGGGAAAUUGAAGCCAUAGUUGUACCUGUGUGUCUAGCGUUCCUGUUGAUUGUGCUCCUUGGAGUUUUGUUUUGCUUCAACAAACGUGACUUAAUUAAAAAGCAUAUCUGGCCUAUUGUCCCUGAUCCAUCCAAAAGUAACAUUGCUCAGUGGUCUCCUCAAGUUCCAGCUAAGCAUAACUUUAGUUCCAAAGAUCAGAUGUACCCAGAAGGCAGCUUUACAGAUGUAAGCGUCGUAGAAAUAGAAGCUGAUGACAAGAAGUCUUUUUCAGAACAAGAUUUAAAACCCUUUGACUUGCUUAAAAAGGAAAAAAGUACUUCAGAAGGGCACAGCAGUGGUAUUGGAGGAUCCUCCUGCAUGUCUUCUCCUAGGCAAAGCGUCUCUGACAGUGAUGAAGGUGAAGCUACACAAAACACUUCAAGCACUGUACAGUAUUCAACUGUAGUACUUAAUGGCUACAGAGACCAAACACCUGUACAAGUCUUUUCAAGGUCUGAGUCGACUCAGCCACUGCUAGAUUCAGAAGAGAGGUCAGAGGAUCACGCUGGAGGAGGUGACAGUGCAACACAGAGGCAGCAGUAUUUCAAACGAAAUGGUGGUCAGGAUGAAACCAACACAGACAGGCCAUGCUUUGAAAGAACAAAGCAAAUUACUCCUGCUAAUGAGGGGGAUCUUGUUGGAUUUGCACAAAUGCAGAUCUCAGGUCAGAGUUCACAGCUGUUGGGCACUGAGCUGGAAAAAAAUACCCAGGAAGCUGCUCUAUCAGAUGUUUUACAGGCAAGUACUGAAGGACAAACUGUGAGACCUGAAACAGUGGAGGGAAGUCCACUGUCAGUUGAUGAAAUGCCAAAAAGUUACCUCCCGCAGACUGUGAGACAAGGGGGCUACAUGCCUCAGUGAGAGAAGAGACUGGCUCUGUUUAGGCCUUCCUUAGUGCCUGUUCACACUUUCUCCUGUGUUUCUGAUAAAUUAAGCUAGUUUUUCUAUCUGAAUGCAGAUAGAAAUACUGAAAUUAAGUGAAGAGUAAUUUGACAAAGUACAGUAAGGACUGUGUUUUUGUGGAAAACUUGCAGUCCAGACCUACUGGAGACUUACUUUUAUGCACUACAUAAAAUCUUAUGUCGGGAUAGCUGAACAAGCCUUUGUGCUACCUUGGGUUUUUUGUCUUGUCAUACCAGAUCUACACAUGACUGAACAUGGCAAGUUUCAGUUAAUUACAUCAGCCAAUAGACCUAGAAGAAAUACUUCGAUUUGUAACAGUGUACAAGCCUAAAAAGCCAGCUUUAGUUGCCUGGAGCAUCUUUGUGCAGAAGUAAGACUGAAGCUUAGUAUUCUAACGUGAAAGAAUACUUGUGUCAUAUACUUUUCAGUAGCUUGAUUGACUUUCUGAAUUUUGACUUGGCCCAGUGCCUCAGUUUCCAGCUUACCAGACAUGCAAAUCAUGUUCAUCCCUGUUGAAAAAUUAUAAAAAUUAAAUACAGCUUGCUAUGGUGUGCAAAUAAGAAAACACCAUGAUUGCUUGACUGUGAGCUACUAUAGUAAUUGAUACUCUGCCUACAUUUAGAUAUGUGUGCACGAGCUAUAUAAUGAUUUGGCCUAAAAAUGUACCUUGCAACUUGAUGCACAGCAAUUCAGUCUCAUGUUAAAAAGUUUAAAAAUACAGAUGAAAACACAGAUUAACAGUUAUUUAAAGGUUUUGUACCCAAAUCACUGUCUGAUUAUACCCUACCUCUCUGGUCAUAUAAAUUGCCUUUGUUUAAUAAGUGCACCUUUGCUGUAUACAGCUUGAGAGGCAAGUAACAAGCUCUAAGUUUUUACCGUUUUUCUAACUGCUCAGGAGAAAGGGAAUAUGACCUUCUUCCUGGUUGACUACAAUGAUCAGUGUGCUGUAACCUCACUGCUAAUGCUGCAGGACCUCCUUGAAACUGAAAGCAGCAAAAAACAAAGCAUUGAAGUCAUUGAAGCGCUCAGAAGCAAAACCAAAACUUACACCCUGAAUUUGAAUGUUACUGGUAGUAUAGGCUAUAGUAUAUGUUACUAUAGGCUGUAUCUAUUAGCAAUCUUGAGCCACAAAUAACACUUACGUGGUUGUUAAAAUUCCUUACUUUUUUCUUAUGUCUCACUUUUCCCCUGUUCAUACAGUGCAUUUUAUUGAAGAAGAUACAUUUCUUGGAGACUGUCUCUACCAAGGUUUAAAGAAAAAUGAAAUUAAUUAAAAUCAACCCAUUCUCUGAUGAUAAUUAGAAAUUUUAUGGCACUCUUGUAGAUUUUUUUUUAACCUUAACUUAGUCUAGUCAGCUUUCUAACCUGACACUAAUAAAACCUUAAUUCAAAACACUAUAUGCUGUGUUGUGAGAAUAAAACAAUGGUUUUAUUUCUCCUUCAGCAAAAGAAUGUAUUUAAGACCACCUGAAACCUUUUGUGCUGUGACCUCUGGUGCUGCUGUUCUGCAAAGCACUUGCUAAAGGCCCUGGAAAGGCAGGUGUCAGUAUCAUUUCAACUUCCCUUGUCCUUGUAUGCCAGCUUGCAUGAAAGGACAGGUAUAUAUAUAAAUGUUCACAUGUGCCUUCUGUUACAAAGAAAUUCAAUGUUUGAGUAAGUUCAUAAGAUUACCUCUUGAAGUCUGGACUAUUUAAAACAGAGUGCAGAAUCUUUAAUAACAUUUCAGUAUUCCACAGUUCCUUUGUCCCAACAGUAUUUUUUGUAUCUGGGCACUUUUUUAAACUAAAAGGCUAUGUUGCAGCUUACUAGAACUACAUGUUUCUUCAAACCAGUCCCCUUCCUUUUCUCCCCUCUCCACCUCAGCACCUUCAAACUCCCUCCCAGAGGGCAAGGGCAUAAUGAAAACUAUGCUGUCACAAGACAGCAGAGACUCUUUCAUGUUUUCAGAGGUUGAAGGAGUAUUCCUUUGUCAGAACACCUUCCUCUUGGAAAAUAAUAGCAGUUACUUUACUGGGGGAUCAGUUGUCUUCUCUAUGCAAACUUCAUAGUGACUGUAGAAACCAUGAGUAAAAGGGAAAGUCUCUGACAAGACUAACAAGUGUGUGUGCUUGUUAGAACUGCCCUGCAGCCACGUGCAUCUAAUCCACCUCCUGCUCAUCUCUGAAAUACUGUGGGCCACAACCUAGCUACUUAGUCUGAGCAUUGCUUCGAAGGCCUGGAUGUUUUCAAAACCAUGCUGAUGAUUUAUUUCUUUUAUUUAUUGUUUUUUGUGAUCUAGUGAUACUAACUUUUGAUAGCGUAUGUCAUAUUUGAGGGACAUCUUCAGUUAUUCCUGAAGUUGCUAUUUGCCUUUCUGUUAUGUAAAGGGAAGGCAUUUUGUUCUCAGUUGCUGUUAAUCAUGGACCAUUUCCAAUGUUAAAUAAACAGCAUCAAGAGAUUCUCAUUUUCAAAGGUCUGUGCUAACAAGAGUUCUGGCCUGUCACUUCUGGCAUUGCUCUUUCUUUGUUGCUUAUGGGCCAGUGGUAAUAAACUCUCAGAAUUGUACAGCAGUGUAUCCUAGAGAGAAUUCUGUCUGUCUGGCAGAGUUAUAUUCUAUCUUUCAGGCUUGUGCAUUUCUCUAGGGCUAAAAUACUAAAGACUAGGCAGGAGAUACUAGUGGGUGAACAGCUUGUAGAAGCCACAAUACGUGUAACUAACAGGUUUACAGCUUGUUCGUAAACCUAUGUGCCAAAUAUUAUAUCAUGCAGUGUUCAGGUUUAACUUGAUUUUGUACUUUGGAUAGUAACAAUCUAAUUGUAUCAAACAGUCGCAUACAGGUUUUUAGAGUGUCUGUGAUGUAAUUACAGCAAUCCACUGAAAUUCUCUGAACUUGGCCCUAACAUAGUAAUUAAAGAAAAAGCUUUCCCCCUCCCCUAAUAACUAUGGUGCACUUUACAAAAUAAAGGCAUUAUUAAAAUAAAAUCACACUUCAGUAUUGACAUUUUCAUGUCCAUCUUGAUUUCCUGGACUGGAAUUUUUCAGGUAGGGGUGGGAGAACAGUUGUAAAGACCUUGUUACUUUGGUGGCAGGGAAGGGAGGCUAGUAGAAAUAUAAAGUAUUUUUCCUGUAUUAGCAAGUUUGAAACAUCUCUUAAGUGCAGGCUGGCUAACUGCUCCUCUGUUGACAAGAAAAGUGAAUAUAUUUAUCUCUAGUUCUGUUAUGGUGGUUCUGUUAGAACAGGAGGUUGUUGGGGUUGUUUCUGGGCUGUGUUGGCUUGCUUUCAGGGCAGUAAGUCUGGGAAUAUCCUCUCCCACUGUAGUGACAGUCUUGGGAUUACGUUUUAUAUGCCCUACUGUAGUAAAUUAAACUGCCUGUUAAGCCUUAACCUGGCAGUGCAAAGCACAGCAGAGCAAAAAUUUUUCUAAAUUUCAUUCUGGAGUGUUUGUGACAAGCAUGUGCCUAUCUGUGCUACAGGAGCCUAGCAAAAUGCUAAUUAUCAGGACUGGAAAAAACUCUGGCCCUGGGAAGAGGGGGGAGUUUGCAUGCAAGGGCUGAGUCCUGUUCUUGGGCACUGAUGAAGCCCCAUGGCCUCAGGUGGGGUUCGCAGCUUCAGCUUUGACUAUAAAUCAUGAGCACUGCCAGAUAGUUAAAACUUACAUUAGUGUGCCUGAUAUGUGGGAAUCACCAUGCUGAUUUAACUUCAGUAAUUGAACUUGUUUAAUUAGUGCCAGGUCUUGAAUAUCCAAGAUCUCAUCAAUACAUGCUGCUAUGGAAUUGACUUCACAGUGGGAUCUGCAACUCCAAAGACUCUCAAAUUGUUAAUAGUCAGCCCUGCUCCAGGACAUACACAUUUUAAAUUGUAAUUUAUGUGCAUUAAAUGAGACUAAAUAUACUAGUUUAUUUUCACUGAGACAGUUGUAAUUGAGAUUAACUCUUAUUUGUAUACAUUCCUUUAACUAUGUUAAAAAGUUCUCCUGACUGAUGGAUUGUAAAACUUCAUUAAUCCCUGUAACCUCUUGCCUGUUUGCUAGGAUGUAUACAUGUAGCCAUUUUAAAUUCCAAGAGUUUCUUUUAAUGUUAUUUGGAAGCAGUUUAUAACAAAAAUAUUGUCUCUUGUCAUGAAACAGCCAUUUGGGAAUUAGAGCCAACCCCCCAGUCUUCAAGUUUAGCUCUUGAUCCAGAAAGCUGUGGUAAAGUGGAGGUAUAAGUGCAAAAGUCUGGAGAAGGGUAAAAUCAAGUAUCUUGCAUUGGAUUCACAAAUACGCAUUUCUCUUGCUUAAAAGUGAAAGGAUCAGUUAAAAAAAAAUGAAGCUAAAACGUGUAUGUGUGUUUGCUUUUACUGUUGUUUCCUUUGUAGCACUUGUGCAGUCUGAGCCAUUCCUAAAAAUGAAAGCAGUGCUGACUUAGUACACAAGGAUGCAUUUUUAAGGCCGUAUCUUUUUGUAUCUGUUUUUAUACAAACAGAUUUAAAAUUAAUGACUAAGGACCAGAUCUCAACAAUCGCCUACUUCCCCCCUCUUAAUUUUAGUGCAGAGAGAGGGUGGGCAGUAAGUAUCUCUCAGAAUGCAGCCUUAGCCAGUACUUGCGUUUAUUUGCAAAGGCAACCUUAAAGGGGAUAUAUGCAAUAAAGUCACUGAUACUCUGCAGAAGCACACUUCUGUAACAAUGGAUGAAAAACACAUAUGGCACAACUGUCAGACGGCUGGAAAGCUCCACAUCCUCCUGCUCAGACUGAAGCGUCUCUGGCACCCCGCACCAGCUGUUCUCCAGUGAUGGCAGGCGCAGCAGAUGAGCAUUCUCCGCGGUGUUGAAACUGGUAACACCUAUCGCUUUUCUUCAUAUCAAAGCACAUUCGUUAAUGGAUCCAGUCAACUUACUGUGUUUUUUAACACACCAGUCUUGUUUACAGUGUCACAUGUAGCCCGACACUCUGAUACAGCGAUGGAUUGUCUAGGAACCACGUGCUUUUAUUUGGGAUUAAGGAGUCUGUGGUCAAGGUUACUGGUCACCGAAUGUUGCUGUGCUGAUACAUGCAUCUAGUUAAGCGGAGGUGUGGGACACAGGGACAGACGUACUAACAAGGAAAGUGCCUUGAUGCUGGAUUGGAUGGCUAGUGAAUGUAAACAUUAAGUCAAAUUUUACUAUGUACUUAAAGUAUGGCUGAUAAAGCUACUGGUAGUUUGAAUGCCAGCUUUAAAGGGCUUGCAUACUCUGGCCAGAGGUUAAACAUGUAAAUUGCUGCAUAAGCUGUCACUAUAUGGAAAUGUGUUUUAAUACCAGUACACUUAUGUUCAUUCUUUUGCAAGCUGCAUGUUUAUUGUCAUAUAAACUCUGCUUUCUACAAUUUA